Seriola aureovittata is the source of this 591-nucleotide messenger RNA. RefSeq names its product crystallin, gamma S2 (gene crygs2). Gene Ontology annotation, biological process: lens development in camera-type eye; visual perception. The record is from RefSeq and is a predicted model, not a curated record. Bases 1 to 576 code for a protein of 191 amino acids. The transcript has 3 exons. Lineage: Eukaryota; Metazoa; Chordata; Actinopteri; Carangiformes; Carangidae. Gene Ontology annotation, molecular function: structural constituent of eye lens.
AUGGGCAGGCUUCAAAACAGAAAUGUACGAGAUCUAAGAUGGCCGUGUGUUCUUCCCCAGAUCGUCUUCUACGAGGACAAGAACUUCCAGGGCCGCCGCUACGAGUGCGACAGCGACUGCUCAGAUUUCCACACCUACCUGAGCCGCUGCAACUCCAUCCGCGUGGAGAGCGGGGCCUGGGUGGUGUACGAGAGGCCCAACUUCAUGGGCUACCAGUACGUCCUGACCAGGGGGGAGUACCCAGAGUACCAGCGCUGGAUGGGACUCAACGACCGCCUCAGCUCCUGCAAGAUGAUCCACUUUACCAGUGGGACCCUGUACAAGAUGCAGCUCUAUGAGAAGGCAGACUUCGGGGGCCAGGCCUUCGAGGCCACAGAGGACUGCCCCUCCCUCCUGGAGAAGUUCCGCUGGCGGGAGGUCAACUCCUGCAAGGUCUUCGACGGCUGGUGGGUUUUCUACGAGCACCCCAACUACCGCGGGCGCCAGUACUUCCUGGAGAAGGGGGAGUACCGCAAGCCUGGCGACUGGGGUGCCAUCAACCCCACAGUCCAGUCCUUCAGGCGCUUCACUGAAUGAUUCACCCUCCAUCCA